GUUAUAUUAUCGUUCCUUUUUAUGCGUAAUUUGGGUCGCUUACAUCACAUACAAUUGCCUAUCUGUCAAAACGGGUGGUCAAAACCUUUAGAAUGGGCAUUUGCUAUUCGUGCUUCGAAGGAGGACCCGAAUCUUCAAGCGAUGAUGAUGAGACACGUGAAUUAAGACGUCAGCAGAUGGCAGAUGCAGCCUUGAAAAGACAAGGUAAUGCAGCCAACCGAGGAAUCAAGGACCCUGCAUCAGUCAAGCGGAAACAAGAAGCUCAACAAAGACUUGAGGAAGAGGAGAAUAAAAGAGCCAGAAUGGGAGGAGGAGGAAAUGGAAAUCUUAAAUGGAACAUGGACUGAGAAGAGCAGGAAGAGAAGAUUUAUAUGUGACCUCUACUGAUAUUCCUGUCCCACCUUGCAUUAUGAAAUAUAUACUCUUUAUUUAUUAUGGAAACAUUCUAUCAUUAAAAUAAUAUAUUUUCUGAUUCAUCGUCUUUAUCUAGCAUUAAUGAGUGUUGCCUGCAUUCUUAUGGGGGUAAUUGUGCUGCAUUCAUAUUUCAAAUAAUUAACAUCUCAGCAAACUUUGUGAAAGUGCCUACAUGUAUGUACCUUGUGUUCGUUCAUUUAUAUACAAUCGUAUUCUCACUCAAUGCUGUAUGUAUUCAUUUCUCAGUGUAUGUGCAUAUCAUACUGUUCAUUUUUUUAUUGUUAAAUGUCACAUUUCUUUAGGAACCCUUAGAUUUACUUCUCAUUAGCUCUAAAAGUUACAAUUUUUGACCUAGUUCUUUUUGACGUCUGUAUACCUUUAAAUAUUACAUGAACCUUUUUUUCAUUAUUAUUGUAAACUUUAAUGAAGUAGACACAAAACUACUUAUUAUAAAUAUUAGGUAAAUAAAAAUUUGUUUCAUGAUUAACAUAUCAAGUACUAAACAACUUAAUGUAGUUGGUAAUUUACAACAUGUAUUCAUCUGAAAAAAAUCAAAAUCUGUACAAGAACACGCUGAUGAAUCAAUAUCAAGCAAUUGUGUUGUAACUUGAUCUAAAAUACAUGCAUCUUUUAUAUUGAUGUAAAAUCAUUACCAAGAUACGAAAGCCUAUUGGUGUCAUUUGGAAAGCGUUAUUUAUCUCUAUAGGCCAUAAUUAUUGCGUUUUAACGAGAUAAAAAAAAAAUGCUAUUCAAAAUGACACUAAUAGGCUUUCGUACAAAGAGCACACAAUUUCAUAGAUAUAAAUUAUUUCUUCUUGUCCAAUUUUACAAAUAAUUGUUAUACUUUCUAUGGAGGAUGGAAUAAAAAGCAAAUAUUCAGGGAAGAUAUAUCUCAAUUGUUUUUAAUUUUCUUUACAAUAUUUUCUUUACUCUCACAAUAUAGAUACUUCUAUUACUUGCAUAAUUUUGCAUCCUUUGUUUAUUUACAUCCAAAUGGAUUAUUGUGAAAGCAAAAGCAUAUUCUUUUACUUGCACAGAAAUAAGAGCUACAUGUACUAGAACAAAAGAAAUUGACAAUGACAUCCAUUUUCAGAUUUUUGAUUUAAUGCUUAAGUGAAUCACUACCAAACCGUUCUUGUUUUUAUUGCUGACAUUGUAAAUUAAAAUAUUACCCUCUUACAUAUGUACAAGAAUUAAGGCAUGGUUAUAUUGUCAAUACAAAAGGUUUGUUGUUCAGAAACAUUUAUGAUUAAUUAAGAUAACCUUUAUAUCAGAAUAUGGUAAAGUGAUAUUAGCUUUGCAUACAUGUAUGUACUAUGAUAAAAAAAUGAACUCAUAUAGACAUAUACAUAUAUAAGUGUCAAUCAUCUCAGUCUUCCCUGGAUCCUGGAAGGCAAACAAAUUAAUUAUAGAUUAGAUCAUUAAGUGUCUGUAUAAAGCUCUUGAAGAUGGACAGUUCUUGUCAUUUAUGUAGUUAUGUCAUUUCAAAUACUGUAUUCUUAGAGUACUGUUGUAUUUUGGCUUGUAAAUGUUGUCCAUGUGAUGGGAGAGAACUAACUGUGUACAGUGCCUAUGGAUAAUUACCUACUGAUGUUUGUAUCAAUUUCCAUUUUGCUAAAAUCUGAGACGCAUAUUUUAUGUGACUGCUUAAUGUUGAUGUUUUACAUACUUUAAAUGUGGUUGAUAUAAUGUUGUAGUCAUUAUUAUGGAGAGAGAGAAGAGAACAAUUUAAUACGCUACAUAAAGACUGUUUUGAGGUUCAGAUUUAGAACUAUAUUGUCAUGUUAACAUCCUUAUCAGUGCAUUGGUUGUAUUGAACAUAUAAUAAACAUGUGGAACAAAGG
Molecule: messenger RNA, 2258 nt
Organism: Mizuhopecten yessoensis (Yesso scallop)
Lineage: Eukaryota; Metazoa; Mollusca; Bivalvia; Pectinida; Pectinidae
Product: small VCP/p97-interacting protein-like
Exons: 3
Coding region: 93-347 (84 amino acids)
Biological process (GO): positive regulation of autophagy; negative regulation of retrograde protein transport, ER to cytosol; negative regulation of VCP-NPL4-UFD1 AAA ATPase complex assembly
Cellular component (GO): endoplasmic reticulum membrane
Source: RefSeq, a predicted model, not a curated record